AUGAAGGACCGCGCAGUGCAGCUGCACAGGGACAACGAGCGUGCCGCCGCGGCCCGCGAGCGCGUGCGCGACGCGCUGCUGGAGCAGUACCCGUUCCUGCCGAAGGACCUCCACGGCAUCCCGCUGGAGGAUCUGCCGCUGCGCGACGACGACGAGUUCGUCGACGCGGAGCAGGAGCGCGCGCGCCUGGCCGCGGAGCCGGUGCGCAACGCCGAGACGCUGCGCGCCGCGGAGGACCGGAUGAGGGCGCGCGCAGGGAAGGUGGCGGACGUGGCUGCGGCCACCGAGGAGGCGCUGCGUGAAAGGCUGCCGUUUGUGGAGGUGGGCAAGGUACCGCUGCGCAGCAUGGGGCUGGAGUCGUGGCCGGAGUUCGCGGCGCUGCUGGCGCAGCUGGAGGAGCUGGCCAAGGACCACCCGGCGGCGGCGAAGGGGCCGGAGGCGCGGCGGCUGGAGAAGGCCAUGGUGGACCUGGCCAAGCUGCGGGCCUACGACGAGGCGGCGGCGACGCAGUGCGACGCGAUGAAGGAGGCCGACCUGCACGAGCGCUUCCCGUUCCUGCCGGAGGAGCCGGUGCCGGGGAUGCCGCUCGCGGAGGCCGAGCUCGUCGCGGACCCCGAGUUCCGCACGCUGGCGAACGAACUGGUGGACCUGCGCAGGAACCCGGAGGCCAGCCCGCAGGCGCUGCGCGCCGCGGAGGCGGCGCUGGCCGACCACGCUGCCGAGGUGGCGGCCGCGAAGCUGCGCGCGACGGAGGAGGCGCAGGCGCACUACCCGUUCCUGUCGAAGCGCGUCGCGGGCGUGCCGCUGAGCGAGCUGCCGCUGGCGCAGGACGAGCUGUUCCAGGCGCUGGUGGCGCAGCGCGCGCCGCUGCUGCGGGAGCCGGAGGCGAACGCCCAGCCGCUGCGUGCCGUGGAGGACCAGCUGCGCAACCGCGCAGCGGUGCUUGCGGACGCCAAGGAGAAGCUGGACGCCAUCCACGCCGCGGACAGCGACGAGGUGCGUGCGCACAACCCGUUCCUGCCGCACAGCGACGUGCGCGGGGUGCCGCUGCGCGAGCUGGGCCUGUCGCAGGACGCCGAGUACGUGGACAAGUGGCUGGACCGGCUGCGGCUGAUGGAGCACCCGGAGGAGAACCGGCCCGCCAUCCAGGCCGUCGAGGGCGCGCUGCGCGACCGCGCCGAGGAGCUGGCGCGGGACAAGCUGCGCGCGGAGGACGAGCUGCUGGCGAAGCACCCCUUCGUGGCACGGCCGCCGGGUGCGCCGCUGCUGGCGUCGCUAGGCGUGCCGGUGGACGAGCAGUUCCGACAGAUGGCGCAGGAGCACGCGGCGCUUGCGGAGGAGCCGGUGCGCAACGCCGAGCCGCUGCGCGCGGUGGAGAAGGCGAUGCAGGCCCGUGUGGCCGCGCUGGCUGCCGCGGACGCCGAGGAGACGCUGAAGCCGGCGGAGGCUGCGCGGGUGCUGGUGCGCGAGCACCUGAUGUGCGUGCCGUACGUGCACCCCGACGUGCCCAAGGACGCGAUCUUCAGCGAGCUGGCGGAGAAGCGUGACGCGCUGCUGAGCGACCUGGAGCGCAACGCGGCGCCGCUGCGCGCGGUGGAGGAGGAGAUGCACGAGCGCGCGGUGCAGGUGGCGGCGCAGCACAAGCGCCGCACGCGCCCGGAGCGUCGGCUCUCCACUGUGCAGAUGACGGACGUGGAGCCGGAGAAGGCCGGCGAGGUGCGGGAGCAGGAGGCGGACACGGCGCCGUUGCUGUCGGGCACGGAGGUGCGCGACCCGUACUACCAAGAGCUGGUGGCGCUGCGCGCCUCGCUGGUGGAGGAGGGUCCGAGGCGCUACGCGGACACGAUCCGCGCGGUGGAGGAGCAGAUGAAGGACCGCGCAGUGCAGCUGCACAGGGACAACGAGCGUGCCGCCGCGGCCCGCGAGCGCGUGCGCGACGCGCUGCUGGAGCAGUACCCGUUCCUGCCGAAG
Messenger RNA from Leishmania mexicana MHOM/GT/2001/U1103, 1971 nucleotides. RefSeq lists its product as uncharacterized. The annotation marks the transcript as partial. The record is from RefSeq and is a predicted model, not a curated record. Lineage: Eukaryota; Euglenozoa; Kinetoplastea; Trypanosomatida; Trypanosomatidae. The transcript has a single exon.